Messenger RNA from Tuber aestivum (summer truffle), 2196 nucleotides. NCBI's taxonomy places the organism in Eukaryota, Fungi, Ascomycota, Pezizomycetes, Pezizales, Tuberaceae. The record is from the annotation of a GenBank genome assembly.
GUGUUUAUAUUGGGGAGGGCGUUCUACAACAUUUUCCUCCACCCUCUGUCUGAAAUCCCCGGGCCCAAGCUCUGCGCGGCCACCGACGUGAGUUCCCCCCAACCACCCUUCUUGAAACCCGCUUGUUUUAUAUUACUGAGACUCGCACGCAAUAGUUCAUCGUAGCCUACCACUUCCUCAGCGGGCGAUACCCAUUCUACAUAAAGUCCCUCCACGACAAAUAUGGAACAAUAGUCCGCAUCGGGCCCAACCAGCUCUCCUUCUCCUCUGCCAGCUCUUGGCGUGACAUAUAUGGCCACUCAUACAGCCGGAGGCAAUUCCCGAAAUCCCAUUUCUACUCCUUCGGUGCGAGGCACAUGAUCAAUGAGCGGGAUCCACAUAAGCACUCGGAGAUGAAAAGAAAGCUUUCACAUGGGUUUUCAGCGAAGGCUUUGCUGGAACAGGAGGAUAUUGUCCAAGGUUAUGUGGAUAAGUUGAUCGGGCAGAUUAACGUGCACGGGACGAGACCGGAGGGGGAUGAAAUGGUGAAGUGGUAUAAUUUCUUUACUUUCGACUUGAUUGGGGAUCUGGCUUUCGGACAGUCGUUUGGGAGUUUGAAUGACGGUAUGUGUGUACUUCGGGAUUUUAUUAGUGCUUGGUCGAGAGGUACUAACGCAGGGUAGCAAAACCACACUUUUGGGUCAGUUUGCUUCUUGGGAAUGUCAGGGCUAUUGCGUGGAGGAGUGUUGCCAGGUGGUUCCCUGUGUUCGAAAAGUUAGGUGUUUGGACUGUGCCGAAGAGGGUCAUGGAGAUGAGGAUCAAGCAUAGCGAAUACAGCCGAAAGAUGAUUGUCCAGCAAGUACCCCCCUUGGAGCAGACAUGGGCCGAAUCAGCUAACUUGCUAUCUAAGACGAAUGAAUUUGAAGACUACUCGCAGGGAUUUGCUUUCCGGACAGUUCGGCCCCGACGGCCCGGGCAUGACUAUCCCAGAAUUAUCUGGCCAGGCCAGCACAAUCAUGUGCCAUCACUCUUCCUUAGGGCUCUGCCGGAAUGUUUGGCGUAAGCUGACUUGACGCUCCAACAGCACUGCCGGCUCCGAAACAACAGCAACCUUCCUCUCGGGUACAACCUAUCACCUCCUCAAAAACCCCCGUGUAUAUAACCUCCUCGCCGAAGAGAUCCGUUCAGCAUACAACACAUAUGAUGAAAUCACGGACGCUAACGCCUCGAAACUAAAGUACCUUUCCGCCGUCAUCGACGAGGGAUUGCGCAUUUACCCACCGGUCGGGACAGGCACAUACCGCGAAAGCCCCGGGGAAACCGUCGAUGGGAUAUACAUCCCCAAAGGGGUGCGAUCCCCCUCUCCUUUCCCCCACCCUCAAGUUCAUCCCAGAUGGUACUACAUCGUACUGACAUGAGUGGAAAAAAAGGUCGAACUAUCGACAAGCCCCUGGUCCACUUGCCACUCGCCAGAGAACUUCCACGACCACGAGGUGUUCAAGCCAGAACGAUGGCUGGAUCCAGCCUGCACGGAUAAGAAGCACGCCAGUCAACCGUUUUCCCUCGGAAGUCGGGUAUGCAUUGGUCGGAAGUACGUUGCCCCCGUCUCCUCACUCCGGCUGAUCUAACAAUCCCCUCGCGUGCAGUCUAGCACUGAAAGAAAUCCGCCUAGCACUGUCAAAGAUAUUUUGGGUGUACGAGAUGGAGCUGGUGAAUAGGGGCGUGGACCUAAACCGGGACAGCACAAGUUUCGUUCUCUGGGAUAAACCGGAUUUAUGGGUGAGGUUCACGCGAAGACCGGGAGUACGCGUUCCGGUUCUCGAUAGCGAGUAACAUUUUGCGACAUUUGUAUUUUCCUUUCUUUCAUUUUUCCUCAUCCAACCCGCGCAGCAAGCACCCCCUUCGUUCGAUUGGGUCUAGAACGUAUGAUUUAUGGUUAUUUCUUCUAUCGUUGUACUGUAUCGCGCUAUACUAUGCCGUAGCAUACGUGUUAAAAGUGUCAAGAAUUGAGCAUUUUGGUGGUGCAGCGGAAGGUUGUUUAUUCUAUCUGUCUAACUAGCUAAGCGGAGCAAGAACGGUAUAUGUAUAUACUAUCAUGAUGAUGCAAGUCAGGAUACAGAGUACGUGCUUCCACGUACAUCUCCUAUACGGAAUAGUGAGUAGGAAGUCCAAGCAAAUGUCUCUCUGGACCUCCAUCUACAGGACCAUUUCUCAACA